AUGCUCGACAAUUUCCCCGACAAUCUUCACCCCAUGGCUCAAUUUGUCGCUGCCAUUGCAGCUCUCAACAACGAGAGCAAGUUUGCUGCCGCUUACGCUCGCGGUGUCCCUAAAUCCAGCUAUUGGGAAUACGCCUAUGAGGAUUCCAUGGACUUGCUUGCUAAGCUGCCUACCGUAGCUGCUAUCAUCUAUCGCAAUCUCUACCGUGACGGAUCUGCUGUUGGCGUGAUUGAUCCCAAAAAGGAUUGGGCGGGCAACUUUUGCUCGAUGCUGGGCUACGAUGACCCUCUCUUCUGCGAGCUUAUGCGCUUGUACUUAGUCAUUCACUCCGACCACGAAGGUGGAAAUGUUUCUGCACACACCUCGCACCUUGUUGGUUCUGCACUCUCUGAUCCGUACCUUUCUUUUGCGGCUGCAAUGGCAGGACUUGCUGGACCCUUGCACGGACUUGCAAAUCAAGAGGUUCUUGUGUUCCUCAAUAAAAUCGUCCAAGAAAUUGGAUUCAAUUACACAGAAGAUCAACUGAAGGAUUGGGUAUGGAAGCAUUUGAAGAGUGGACAGGUUGUUCCUGGAUAUGGUCAUGCUGUGCUGAGGAAGACUGAUCCACGUUAUGAAUGCCAGCGACAAUUCGCUCUCAAGCAUUUACCCAAGGAUGACUUGUUCAAGCUGGUGUCGGCCCUCUAU
Molecule: messenger RNA, 684 nt
Organism: Strongylus vulgaris
Lineage: Eukaryota; Metazoa; Nematoda; Chromadorea; Rhabditida; Strongylidae
Source: the annotation of a GenBank genome assembly